Messenger RNA from Fulvia fulva, 1161 nucleotides. RefSeq names its product FAD-dependent monooxygenase OpS4. The coding region runs from base 1 to 1161 and encodes 386 amino acids. The record is from RefSeq and is a predicted model, not a curated record. The transcript is spliced from 3 exons. Lineage: Eukaryota; Fungi; Ascomycota; Dothideomycetes; Mycosphaerellales; Mycosphaerellaceae. Gene Ontology annotation, molecular function: FAD binding; monooxygenase activity.
AUGACCGAUUACUUGAGCAAUGUCGCCAUCAUCGGCGCAGGCCUUGGCGGAUGUGCUCUGGCAGUAGCGCUUUCUGAAAGGAAGAUACCAGUCACAUUGUUCGAGGCACGCCCCGAGAUCACAGAGGGCAUACCUUCCGGAGUCAUUCUCCCACCCAAUGGCCUUCGCAUACUGGAUCGACUGGGUAUCUUCCAGCGGAUCAGGGAUCCAUGCUACAUUCCAACUGAUCGUGUAUUCAAGAACGACCAAGAUGAGACAACAAAGAAACUACCAGUCGGAGGCGUCGAGCGAUGGGGUUACAGGAAUCAUCGAGUAUGGAGAGGGAUCUUGCUCGACGAGAUGAAAGCCAUCCUGAAGGAACGGAAUGUGACCAUCCACUACGAGUCGAGGUUUCAGGGUAUAGUGUCCGACACAGCCAAAGAAGUGACGUUCCGCGUCAACAACGAAACCAUCCACGCAUCCAUGCUCUUCGGCUCAGACGGCAUCAACAGCUCAAUACGCCAAUACAUCGCCCCAGGCGUCGAGCCCGAAUACACAGGCCUGACAGCAGUCCUAGGCCACAUCAAAUGGUCCAACGUGGACUGGCCAUAUCCCGACUACGAGCACAACGCCACAAUCCAAAGCAAGCCUGGCGCCAUUCUCUGGAUUGCAGAAGAUUCAGAAGCAAAGCAUACACCAAAGCAUUCGAGAGAGGAGCUUGCAAAGUUACAAGCUGAUCCGGAUCAGCUCGCUGCGUUUUAUACGGAGAAUUAUGAUGAGUACGGUCCUACUGCUAGGAAGAUUAUAGAUGCGGUGUGCAAGAGGAAAGAGUCGUUGUUCAUAUGGCCGUUCAUGAAGAUGCCGAAGCUGGAGAGAUGGUAUAGUGAGACUGGACGAGUCGUUCUCGUUGGGAAUGGCGCACAUGCGUUGCCGCCGAGCUCAGGCCAGGGCGUCAAUCAAGCGUUGGAGGAUGUCUACUUCAUUACACUACUUCUCAGUUCGCUUGAUGGGACGCCAUCUUCGACUGGACAAACAACACGACCCACCCGCCUCCCAGAAGCAGAAAGACAGAAAGUGUUGGCGGAAGGUAAAGUGAAAACCGACCAGGAGGAGGACAUGGACUGGCUGUAUCAGCCCAACAUCGACGAGAAAGUAGAUGUCUGGCUUCAGAAACAAAGAUGA